Platichthys flesus (European flounder) is the source of this 1147-nucleotide messenger RNA. RefSeq lists its product as uncharacterized. NCBI's taxonomy places the organism in Eukaryota, Metazoa, Chordata, Actinopteri, Pleuronectiformes, Pleuronectidae. Gene Ontology annotation, molecular function: serine-type endopeptidase activity. The transcript is spliced from 6 exons. Gene Ontology annotation, biological process: proteolysis. The record is from RefSeq and is a predicted model, not a curated record. Bases 1 to 966 code for a protein of 321 amino acids.
AUGGCUGUGCCAGGACCUCCUCCGCUCCUCUUUCUGUCUCUGCUGCUGCCGCUGCUGUUGAGCAAGGCAUGCCUGCCUGCAGCCGCAUACACGCUCAACCCCGGACUACAGCAACAGAACAAAGUCCUCCUAUUGGACUGGCCUAAGGAUUGUGGGAUGGCUCAUUUCAAACCCAACAUGGCUGAACGGAUUGUGUCCGGGAACGAGGCCAGACCUCACUCCUGGCCCUGGCAGGUCUCUCUGCAGGUUCGUCCCAGAGGAAGUAAACAUUACAUGCAUGUUUGUGGAGGAACUCUCAUCCACAAGAACUGGGUCCUCACUGCUGCUCACUGCUUCCAGAAGGGUAAAGCUGAAGAUGCUGGGAGCUGGAGGAUUGUCCUGGGGAAGCACCAGCUCCGGCGUUCGGAGACACCAGAGAGGAUCUUCCCGGUGAAGAGAAUCUACCGCCAUGAGAACUUCCGUUAUCCGGCUCACAGCGAGCUGGACCAGGACAUCGCCCUGGUGAAGGCUGCCACCGACAUCCUCCCGUCGAACCAUAUCCGCUACGCCUGCCUGCCGCGCAAGCAGACCAGCCUCAAGCCGGGACACUACUGCUGGGUGACGGGCUGGGGAGACACCCGGGGCGGGAAGGAGAAUGUGUCUCUGGCAGAAGCCUUGAAUCAAGCUCGCCUCCCCAUCAUCGACUUCAAGACCUGUCGACAGAAGAAAUUCUGGGGCGACCGGGUCCGGGACUCCAUGAUCUGUGCCGGCUUCAGGGACACUGAGGGUCCACCGGCUGCCUGCCAGGGCGACUCUGGCGGUCCUCUGCUCUGCCAGCUGGGUCGCGACCGCUGGGAGGUGCAUGGCGUGGUGAGCUUCGGCCCCAUCGGCUGCACCGUGGAGAACAAGCCCAGCGUGUUCACCCGCACCGCCGCCUACAUCCCCUGGAUUGAGGCGACGCGCAUCAGGGACUUCUUCCUGCACUAAGACGACCACAGGACUCAGAAAGCACAAGCUGUGUUGUAUGUUCGAUGUCUCCGAGCCUCACUUUUCGUUUCAUUACUGGAACUUAAACAUCAACCACUUCAAGUUGUAAAUAAAUGUUUAACUUGCACAGUUUAUACGACUCAACACCUUUAGAUCCAGUCAACUUUGCACAAUAAAUCAG